Molecule: messenger RNA, 1950 nt
Organism: Beauveria bassiana ARSEF 2860
Lineage: Eukaryota; Fungi; Ascomycota; Sordariomycetes; Hypocreales; Cordycipitaceae
Product: bZIP transcription factor
Exons: 1
Coding region: 1-1950 (649 amino acids)
Cellular component (GO): nucleus; RNA polymerase II transcription regulator complex
Molecular function (GO): DNA-binding transcription activator activity, RNA polymerase II-specific; transcription cis-regulatory region binding
Source: RefSeq, a predicted model, not a curated record
AUGGCCAGCACCGCUGCAUCUUCACCGUCGAUUGUGGCCUCGCCCGUACCGUUGCCAACGUCGCGCCCGACCACCGCCAGGGCCCGAUCGUCCGUCUCCGGCCCUGCACCGCUCGCCUGCGCGCCGCCCACCCAGCAUCAGCAGCACCAGCAGCACCACCGCGCGCCGUUGCCCACGCAGCCCAAGCCUACCUCCGCCACUGCCGCCAUCAAGCAGGUCAAGCCGGAGCCGGUGCCGCUUCCCAGACUCUCCGUCUCAGUGCCUCCGGCCCCGGAUAAGAUGACCAUGGCCGCCGUCGUCGCCCCCGGCACCCCAAUGGAGGGACCCAAAAUUUCCAUGACGUCCAAGGAAUGGGUCAUCCCGCCGCGCCCCAAGCCCGGCCGCAAGCCCGCCACCGACACGCCGCCCACCAAGCGCAAGGCACAGAACCGUGCUGCCCAGAGGGCAUUUCGCGAGCGUCGCGCCGCCCGCGUCGGCGAGCUUGAGGAGCAGCUUGACAUCUACAAGCAAGAGUACGACAAGAAGGAGGCGGAUCUCAAGGAAAAAGUUCACAGCCUCGAGCUCGACGUGCAGUCGUUCCGUUCGCGAUGCAUGCUUCUUGAAAAUAUGCUCGACAGGGAGCGACAGGACAGAAUCAGAGUUGAGACAGAGGCCGAGACACUACGUCGUCGCCAAAGCGAGCAUGCUUUUCGCAAUGAGAGAAUGAGCAAUGCCCCGUCUCCCCGUGAGCAUCAUCACCGUCACAGCCUGCAGCAGCACCGCCAAAGCAUGUCAAGUAAUAACAGACUACCUCAUCCGGAAACCAGCCGGGAUUUUUCUAUUUCUCAAAUUAUCACACCACCAGAUUCAAUGGACGCACAGAACGCAGCCCCUCUCGCGGACACUGAUAUUACGUGCGGAAACUGCACAACAGAGGGCCGAUGUGCCUGUGUUGAAGAAGUCCUUGCCACGGCCACAUCGGGCUGUGGCAAGUGCGGGUUCGGGACCUCGUGCCAGUGCCUCGAGGACCUGAGCCCUACCAAGCCCCAAACCAAUGAACUCAAGCGGCCGUCGUCGCCCUCCAACCAUGGCGGCGCGGGCAAGCGGAUGCGUCAGGAGCCAUCUGGGAGAUUCAACGACCAGGAGAUGGAUUUUACCGAGGCUUUCGCACGACGACAGUCUCAAAUAGUGGCGUCUAUAAACGCAGAUCCCCCGCCCUCUGAGAUGAUGAUGAUGCAGUCAUCGUCUAUUGACGACAUCUCCUUCAAAGACAGCUGCGGCUUCUGCAAGGACGGCACGUACUGUGCCUGCGCCGAUGCUGCCAUGGCGACGCCAGCCAUGACGCCGCCCGAGUCGCAGCCCAACGUUCCCCGCCAGGUGCAGACCCCUCCCCCAUCCGAGACGGACGUAAUGCCGCCGCAGCCAUUCAUCAUGGAGAUGACGGCCGACGGCGCCGUCAAGCUGCCACCCCGAAAGCCCAAGAUCGGGCAGGCGGCCAAGCCCUCGGGUGGCGGCUGCGGCUCUGGGGCACCCGGCACCUGCGCGCAGUGCCAGGCAGACCCCAAGUCGGGUCUCUUUUGCCGGCUCAUGAAUGCCAAGUUUGGCAAGGAGCAGGGCGGAUGCUGCGGCGGCAAGGGGCCCGGCGGUGGCUGCUGCAAGUCGAAGCCGGCCAAUACGAGCAACGCCAGCAGCAGCAGCAGCAGUAAAAAGGAAGAGGAGAGAAUCACGCUGCCGAGCCUGCCGAGCCUGGGACUGAGCUGCGCUGAGGCGUACCAGACGCUGGCGAGUCACCGCAACUUUUCCGAGGCGGCCAACGACAUUGGCUCGUGGUUGCCCAAGCUCAAGGCAACGUCGAGGACAUCCCCGUCGUCAAGACAGAGCUCGCGAGGGCGCAACGCGAUUGAGGUGGAGGCGGCCAGCAUAAUGAGUGUGCUCAAGGAGUUUGAUAUCCGCUUUGGACGGGAAUGCUAA